CACGUGCAGUAGUCAUGGUUCAAGACGCACAGAGGUUUAUCAUAACUCCAGCAGUCGGGUGAGGAUGACUUGGAAGCCUCUGCAAGAUCCUGGAACAGAAACUACGUUAAAUAAUGUAUUCUGAGGUAUACUGGAUACCUGAGGAAGGGCUCUAAAUAAUGCAUUUUCUGGGCACGACAGUUGUAGCAGAAGAGAAUGCUGAAACCUGUAGCAAGACUACAGCCUGAGAUGAAAGAAUGUCUCAUUACCAUUUUAUCAAAUGCUGCUGUUUCCAGCUAUGUAAUGUUUUUCGGUCCCAUGAGAUGGAAAUUGAGCAGUGCUUGCUAGAGUCCCUCCCUCUCGGCCAGCGGCAGCGGCUGGUGAAGCGGAUGCGCUGUGACCAAAUAAAGGCAUAUUACGAACGAGAAAAAGCUUUCCAGAAACGGGAGGGCUACGUAAAAAAACUGAAACAUGGAAAGAAUCAUCGAGUUCGUUUUAAUCUUGCUGAUAUGAUACAGGAUGCAAUCAUACGUCAUGAUGAUAAAGAAGUGCUACGGCUAUUGAAGGAUGGCGCUGACCCUCAUACGCUUGUUUCCUCAGGAGGCUCCUUGCUCCAUGUGUGUGCCCGCUAUGAUAAUGCAUUUGCUGCAGAAAUUCUAAUUGACAGAGGAGUAAAUGUAAAUCAUCAAGAUGAGGAUUUUUGGACAUCAAUGCAUAUAGCCUGUGCCUGUGAUAAUCCUGAUAUUGUCCUGCUACUGCUGCUAGCUGGAGCAAAUGUGCUGCUGCAAGACGUUAAUGGAAACAUUGCACUUGAUUAUGCCAUAGAAGGGACUGAAUCUAGCAGCAUCCUUCUGAUGUACUUGGAAGAAAAUGGUGUAGAGCUGAAUUCACUGCGCCAAAUGAAGAUACAGAGACCUACGACAAUGCUUACAGAUGUCCGACAGCUCAUAUCAAGUGGAGGAAGCGUGAAUCAAAAGAAUGAUGAAGGAGUUACCCUGCUGCACGUGGCCUGCGCUAAUGGAUACAAGAAUGUUGCAUCUCUGAUACUGGAUCAUGGGGCUGAUCUCAAUGCAGUGGAUAAUCAGUACUGGACACCCCUACAUUUAGCUGCAAAGUAUGGACAGACCAGCCUUGUGAAGCUGCUUUUGAUGCACUGGGCAAAUCCCAAUCUUCUUAACUGCAAUAAUGAAAAACCUUCAGAUGUUGCAGCUUCUGAGUUUAUUGAGGAAAUGCUUCUGAAGGCUGAAAUUGUUUGGGAGGAAAAAAUGAAAGACCCUUUAGCUGUUUCUACUUUAUCUCAAGAAGAGCCAUAUGAAGAGAUCAUCCAUGAUCUGCCCACAAUUUCCAAUAAACUCAAUCCCCUGGCUUUACCAAUUGCCAAGCAAGACAGUUUGCUGGAGAAAGACACCAUGUUUAAAGAUGCAGCUAAAGGCUUAUGUAAGCAACAAUCUCAAGACAGUGCAUCUGAAAAUGUCACUGUGAGCACUGCAACCAAACUGGAACAGAUCAAGCUAAUGCCUCCAGCUCCAAAUGACGACCUGGCUUCUCUGAGUGAGCUAACAGACAGCAGCCUGCUUUAUGAGAUUCAGAAGCGUUUCAAUAAUAAUCAGAUAUAUACCUACAUCGGUGAUAUACUGUUGCUUGUUAACCCAUUUAAAGAACUUCCUCUUUAUUCUACAAUGGUCACCCAGCUUUAUUUAAGUAACUCUGGAAAAUUGUGUUCCUCACUUCCCCCACAUAUAUUUUCCUGUGCUGAAAGAGCUUACCACAUGCUAUUCCAGGAGCAGCGUCCCCAGUGCUUUAUCCUCAGGUGUAAUAAUUUUGAUAAAAAUAAGAAGUGUCCUAAGGUAAACUGUAUCUUGGAGGCCUUUGGACAUGCUAAGACACCCUUGAAUGAUUUUUCCAGCUGUUUUAUAAAAUAUUUUGAGCUACAGUUUUGUGAGAAGAAAAAAACAUUAAUAGCGGCUAGGAUUUAUACAUACAUGUUGGAGAAGUCUCGUGUCAUUAUGCAACCUCUCAAACAGAGUAAUUUUCAUGUUUUUUACUUGAUGAUGGAUGGGCUGUCUGCUGAAGAAAAAUACACCCUGUACCUCAGUAAUUUGUCUGCACACAGGUAUCUAAGCCAGACUGUACUGGAAGAGACGAUGUUAACAGCCAACCCUCAAAACAGGGAGAAAUUAGCCGUACUAAAACAAGCUCUAGGUGCUAUGGGAUUCAAUAGCCUGGAGGUGGAGAACCUGUUUGUAAUUCUCUCAGCAAUUCUGCAUCUUGGAGACAUUCGCUUUACGGCUCUGACAGACGCUGAGACAGCAUUUGUGUCAGACCUGCAGCUACUGGAACAAGUGGCAGGGAUGCUGCAGGUUUCACCAGAUGAGCUUGCUUCAGCCUUAACAACUGAUGUUCAGUAUUUUAAAGGAGACAUGAUUGUACGGAGGCACACUACAGAGAUUGCAGAAUUUUACCGGGAUCUCUUGGCAAAAUCUCUGUAUGGUCGUUUAUUUAGCUUUUUAGUCAACACAAUCAACUGCUACCUUCAAAAUCAAGAUGAGACUGGCAGUGACCAGGUAUUUGAAAUUGGAGUACUGGAUAUUUUUGGAUUUGAAGAAUUUCAAAAGAAUACUUUCGAACAGCUGUGUGUCAACAUGACCAAUGAGAAGAUACACCAGUACAUCAAUGAAGUGCUUUUCCUACAAGAGCAAGCAGAAUGUGUACAAGAGGGAGUUGCCAUGGAAACGGUGUAUUCUCCUGGUAACCAUACUGCAGCCUUGGAUUUUUUCUUUCAGAAACCGUCAGGCUUUUUGUCAAUGCUGGAUGAAGAAAGCCAAUCUAUUUGGUCAGUGGAACAGAGUCUUUCUAAACGCAUUCAGUCUUACCUGGAUACAUCAGACACAAAUACAGUAUAUUCCUCCACAAAAGAUGGAAAUGGUAACCUUGCCCCAAAGGAUCAGGGCUCCACCUUCACUGUUAUGCAUUAUGCUGGGAGGGUUACUUAUGAAAUUGCUGGUGCGAUAGAAAAAAAUAAAGAUUCCCUUUCACAAAAUCUCGUAUUUGUAAUGAAAACCAGUGAAAAUGUAGUCAUCAAUCAAUUGUUCCAGUCCAAGCUGACACAAACUGGAUCACUUGUUCCUCCAUAUCAUUCCCUUAAAAUCAAAGGGUGUAAAGCAGCUUUGCUGAGUAAAAAACCAUCAGUAGCCUGUGCAAGUGGAGAAGCAAAGAAAUAUAUUGAGCUCAGCAAGCUGUUGAAAAAGAAAGGAACAUCCUCAUUUCUUCAGAGACUGGAACGAGGGGGCCCAACCACUGUGGCAAUACAGCUCAGGAAAUCACUCACAGAUAUUAUUGGGAAGCUGCAGAACUGCACGCCACAUUCUGUUCGUUGUAUAAAGCCUAAUAACUCCAAGUUGCCAGAUACUUUUGACAAUUUUUAUGUGUCUGCUCAACUGCAGUACGUUGGUGUCCUAGACAUGGUCAAAAUCAUACGUCAUGGAUAUCCGAUACGUCUCUCUUUCACAGACUUCUUGUCAAGGUAUAAAGAUUUGGCUGAUACAGCAGCAGGAGAGAAGAAGAAGUUGUCUGCCAAGGAGAGAUGUCGUCUUGUUCUUCAGCAGUGUAAAUUACAAGGCUGGCAGAUAGGAGUCCGAAAAGUGUUUCUUAAGUACUGGCAAGCUGACCAUCUCAACGAUUUGUGCCUUCAGCUUCAGAAGAAAAUUAUUACCUGCCAAAAAGUUGUAAGAGGAUUUCUAGCUCGCCAGCGCUUGCUACAGAAGAUGAGCAUCAAACAGCAAGAGGUCACCUCAAUCAAAAGCUUCUUGCAGAACGCUGAGGAUAUGGGAUUGAAAACAUACGAUGCCUUGGUCAUUCAAAAUGCUUCUGACAUUGCUCGGGAAAAUGACCGGCUCCGCAAUGAGAUGAACGCUGCUUACCACAGGGAAAAGUUAGAGGCUAGAAACAGACCAGAAGAAGGCCACAAAAGAGCUGAAGACAAGGGCGGGAAGGUCUCUGAGGACAGCUUUGCCGGCUGUCGAACGCCUAAGCACUUUCAUUCCAGCUCCGUCCCUGUCCCCAUGGCGGGGGGCGGGUUGGUACAUUCUGCGGCUGGGUCAUCCAUCAGAUCCCCCUCCCUGCACUCUGUGUUCAGCAUGGAUGAUAGCAAUAGCCUGCCAUCACCAAGGAAACAGCCUCCUCCCAAACCAAAGAGGGACCCCAACACACGACUGAGCGCUUCGUACGAGGCUGUUAGUGCUUGCUUGUCGGCAGCUUCUAAGGAAACCGCUAAUGAAGUACUGACCCGUCCAAGGCCACACAGUGAUGACUAUAGUACCAUGAAAAAAAUACCUCCCAGAAAACCAAAACGAAGUCCCAAUACAAAACUUAGUGGCUCUUAUGAAGAAAUACCUGGCCAAAAGCCUGCGGAUGUAAAACAGGCAAGCACAGUAGCUAAACCAGGUGGCUAUGACACUGUGACAGUACAGAGAGCAGCUUCUGCUGAUGGGCCACAACAUGGUGUGUUGAGUCUCUAUAUGUCACAAGAAGAGGAGGAAAAUGAGCCUGUCUAUAUUGAAAUGGUAGGGAAUGCAAUGAAAAGCAGUUCUGCUGAAGCAGAAAGCCCAGAACAAGGAGAGUCUGUAUAUGAAGAAAUGAAGUAUUUUCUACCGGAAGAAGGAAGCAAUGGUAGUGGAGUAAUUCCAGUAGUGACUGGAUCUCCUCCUCUGUUGUUUGAAAGCAAAAAAAAUGUUAACGUUGAAGAUAGAACAUUGGAUGGAAACAGUCAAGCAGCUUUGAUCUAUAAAGACUCAUGUGACAUUCCAGCCCCUUUCCCUAACUUGCUCCCCCACAGGCCACCACUUCUUGUAUUUCCGCCAACCCCUGUCACAUGUUCACCUGCUUCUGAUGAAUCACCUCUAACACCACUAGAAGUCAAAAAGCUUCCUGUCUUGGAAACCAACCUAAAAUACCCUGUGCAGUCAGAAGGCUCAAGUCCAUUAUCACCACAAUACUCCAAAAGCCAGAAAGGGGAGAAUGAAAGACCAGCAUCUCCAGGCUUGGUUGUGUUCAAUGUUUCCAGCAAAGUGACUCCUCCUUCCACACCACCUCCUUCUCUCCCACCACCCCCUCCUCCUGUACCACCUCCUAUUUCCUACCGGGCAUCCACACAUUUUGCAUUUCCUCCAGAGACUUGUGCUAGCUUUCUGAUUAACACAGGGAAAACAGGUACAAACUCAGACCUGUCAAAAGUACCUCAGAGACCAAAUCCUGCUCAGCUUGGAUGCUCAUCUUCUCCAUUCUCCAAACUGCCUUACUCCCCAAAGUUGGCAAGAGCAGAUCACAGGAAAUUGAACUCAAAUUCGUCAUCUUCAUUUCCAUACAGCCCUACAAACUCAAGGUCAUUGACCAGUCCCCUUGAUGAGUUAACUAGCUUGUUCAACUCAGGACGGAGUGUGCUACGAAAAUCUGCAGCAGGACGUAAGAUCAGGGAGCCAGAAGGUGCUGAAACUAAUCUGAACUUGAGGAGCAGGGAAGAGCCAAAUACAUCAGAUACCGGAUCAGAAACCCAGGAUAAAAAUGCAAAUAACCAUGGAACUCAGUCAUCUAAUCCACUGUCCAGUUCUGUGACUGCUGAAAAUGGAAAUUCAGUAUCAAAUGGUUUACCAGAGGAAAAUGAAUAUUCAAGACUGUCGGCCAGCACUACGGCAGGCUCAUCGAUUCAAAGACAUAGGGAGAGCCACACAAGUCAGGUUAUUCAUCAGCUUAGACUUUCAGAGAAUGAGAGUGUGGCUCUGCAAGAGCUCCUAGAUUGGAGGAGAAAGCUGUGUGAAGAGAGAGAAGACUGGCCGCAAAUCUUGCACAACACUGAGCAAAGAAUCACAGCCCCACCUCCACCGCCUUGUAAAAAGCCAACGCUGCUGAAGAAGGUAGAAGAUACCUCCUGCAACAGACUCUCUUCGGGCAUAUGGGAUAGCACCAUGUGA
Molecule: messenger RNA, 5945 nt
Organism: Aptenodytes forsteri (emperor penguin)
Lineage: Eukaryota; Metazoa; Chordata; Aves; Sphenisciformes; Spheniscidae
Gene: MYO16
Product: myosin XVI
Exons: 35
Coding region: 237-5945 (1902 amino acids)
Biological process (GO): negative regulation of G1/S transition of mitotic cell cycle; neuron projection morphogenesis; phosphatidylinositol 3-kinase/protein kinase B signal transduction
Cellular component (GO): nucleoplasm; myosin complex; perinuclear region of cytoplasm
Molecular function (GO): ATP binding; protein phosphatase binding; cytoskeletal motor activity
Source: RefSeq, a predicted model, not a curated record